CUCCCUCGCAGGUUCAACACUUCCUCUCGAAGAAUCAAUAGCGAGGUGAAAAGAUGGGGAGGCCUUUGGGAAUCAAACGGGGAAACAGAAAGCGGAAGGAGAAGUACGAUGCGGAGAUUGAGGAAGGCGAACGUGAGCAAGAACCACAGCCGAAGCAACUGAAGGCAGAUGAUGUAUCGAUAGAAGAAGAGGCGGAAAAUCAGGAGAAGCAAUCAGAAGAAGUAGAGGAUGAUGCAGUUCAUCAGCUCGAAGGCAUACCACUCGGACCGGUCCAGAGUCAAGGCUCCAAGAACAUUGGGGUUACUUUUGUUCUCGAGAAGGCUUCAUUGGAAGUCGCUAAAGUUGGGAAGACCUAUCAGAUCUUGAAUUCAGAUGAUCACGCCAACUUUUUGAAGAGGAAUGGUAGAAAUCCAGCUGAUUAUAGACCUGACAUCGUUCACCAGGCUCUUUUGGCGAUCCUAGACAGUCCACUUAAUAAGGCAGGAAAGGUUCGUGCUGUCUAUGUGAGGACUGAAAAGGGUGUGCUCUUUGAAGUCAAGCCUCAUGUCCGUAUCCCCAGGACAUACAAGCGCUUCUCAGGCAUAAUGUUGCAAUUACUGCAAAAAUUGAGUAUAACAGCAGCGGGCAAGCGUGAGAAGCUUUUGCGGGUGAUCAAAAACCCUGUGACGCAAUAUCUGCCUGCCAAUGCCAGAAGAAUUGGAUUUUCUCACAGCUCAGAAAAGCUGGUUGAAAUGCAGGACUAUGUGGCUGCUAUUGGUGAUGAUAGCCCUCUAGUGUUUGUGGUUGGUGCGAUGGCCCAUGGGAAAAUCCAAACCGAGUAUACAGAUGAUUUUAUUUCAAUUUCCAACUAUCCAUUGAGUGCUGCAUGUUGUAUCAACAUGAUUUGCGAUGCCGUGCGGAAGCAUUUGAAAUUUAUUUAACCCGCUCAGUCAAUAGCUCUCAUGGGACAGGUAUUAUGGGUAAUUAUGCCUGCAAGUAGCGAUAUAGUGAAGUUGGCAGCGAACUCACCUGGCCCUGCCGGCUGUAAAGAGUUUUACAAAGAUCCAAGGGGUGAAAAACAGAGUUGAAGGGUGUUGCGGAGGGAAAGAACUUAGUUUCCAUAUCAGCUCUCCUUAUCAAUUGAUUGAUUGAUGAUCCUGGGGGAUUACCUGGUUCGUGCACGGGGAACAGCUUGGGCGUGCGAGUCACCUUGGACUAGGAAGAGGAGAGAAAAGCCUCCUUCAUUUCAUUUUCUAUUCAGAGUGAUGAUCGGGAUACAAAUGUUUACUCGUGUCUGUUGCAAAAUUGAACCUUGAAACCUCAAUCAAAAUUUUCCAGGUAUACGACCCUCCUUGACAUGAA
This is a messenger RNA of Rhodamnia argentea, 1341 nucleotides long. Its product is annotated as ribosomal RNA small subunit methyltransferase NEP1-like. The transcript is spliced from 9 exons. Gene Ontology annotation, cellular component: small-subunit processome; nucleolus. Bases 54 to 920 code for a protein of 288 amino acids. NCBI's taxonomy places the organism in Eukaryota, Viridiplantae, Streptophyta, Magnoliopsida, Myrtales, Myrtaceae. Gene Ontology annotation, biological process: rRNA base methylation. The record is from RefSeq and is a predicted model, not a curated record. Gene Ontology annotation, molecular function: rRNA (pseudouridine) methyltransferase activity; rRNA binding.